CGUCGCCUUUGAUUGUUGGCUGUUCGCGCUGUUCACGCUCGCUGCUCCUGUCGCCCGCCGCACCGCGCCGCGCCGAGCAGGUCCGCUCGUUGUCAGGGGCAGCAGGCGCGCGCGCGACACAACAGGGUGUGCGGCGGGGUGCGAGCAGCAGCGGAGCAGCAGGGAUGAAGUUUCCGACGUUCGUCACCCUGAGGUCAGCAGCAGCCGGCGCGUGUGUCUACGUGGCGGACGAGAGUAUCUCAUUGCGACGAGCCGCGUGACGUCCAUCAUGGUCUGCCGCAGGUGCAUACCGGCGCUGCCCGGCGGCUGGCAAUGGCGAUCCCACCGGCCCCCCUCGGAAGCGGACGCAGCGGAUUGCUCCGCGCCCCCUGGACGCGGGCGGCGGGCCGGCGGGGCCGCGGGUCGCGUUCCACGCGCCAUGUUCGUGGCUCUCAUCUGCCUCGUGUCGUUCGUCAUCCUGUUCCUUGCGGCCUGCUCCCGCUUCAGGCCGUACCACGUGUUCCGCCCCGGACCGCGCCUGGAGCACGCGCCCCUACAGACACUCAACAGCAGCUUCCUCGUGGACACGCCCGGCUGCCGCAUCCCCAACCUGGCGGUCAUGAGCCCCGAGGUGCAGGAGUUCGUCUACGACUACGCCGAUGUGACGUGUGACGACCCGCCGCCGCUCGUGUGGUCGGACGACGAGUACCUCUACCUGAUGCGCAAACGCGCCGGCCUCUACGGCGUCAGCCCGUCCUCCUUGCAAUGCUGCAUGCGCGCCCUGUGGCUGCAGCAGGCAAACUUCACCCUGCCGGAGCUGGACGGCACAAACAACUCUCGGCUGGCCGCCUUCACAUUGCCCCCGGGCGGGAGUGCGAAGUUCGGCGACGUCAUCGAGUGAGUGAACGCCGUGGAGGCCGGGCCGACCCGCCGUACGCCCGCGCCGUCGGGUUGCCUACCCCGGCCUCCACAGGCGCCCUAGCCCCGUGCAGGCCGGGCCGACCCGCCGUACGCCCGCGCCGUCGGGUUGCCUACCCCGGUCUGCACAGGAGCCCGGGGCACGCUGUCGUCGCCGUAACAUCGCGCUGCUCGCCCCAGGUACUCGGAU
Messenger RNA from Frankliniella occidentalis (western flower thrips), 1087 nucleotides. RefSeq lists its product as uncharacterized. The record is from RefSeq and is a predicted model, not a curated record. Lineage: Eukaryota; Metazoa; Arthropoda; Insecta; Thysanoptera; Thripidae. Bases 269 to 880 code for a protein of 203 amino acids. The transcript has 3 exons.